AGGAGAGAAGCUGUAAUGACUUCAGCAGUACUGGUGGACCUACGAGAUGAGGUAACCUGCCCCAUCUGCCUGGAGCUCCUGACAGAACCCCUGAGCAUAGACUGUGGCCACAGCUUCUGCCAAGCCUGCAUCACAGAGAACAGCGAGGAGUCAGUGAUUGGCCAAGAAGGGGAAAGCAGCUGUCCUGUGUGCCAGACCAGCUACCAGCCUGAGAAUCUGCGGCCUAAUCGGCAUCUGGCCAACAUAGUAGAAAGGCUCAGAGAGGUGGUGUUGGGCCCAGGGAAGCAGCUGAAGGUGAUUCUCUGUGCACACCAUGGAGAGAAACUCCAGCUCUUCUGUAAGGAGGAUGGGAAGCUCAUUUGCUGGCUCUGCGAGCGGUCUCAGGAGCACCGUGGUCACCACACGUUCCUCAUGGAGGAGGUUGCCCAGGAGUACCAGGAGAAGUUCCAAGAGUCUCUGAAGAAGCUGAGGAAAGAACAGCAGGAAGCUGAGAAGCUGAAAACUGUUAUCAGAGAGAAGAGGGCAUCCUGGAAGAAUCAGAUGGCACCUGAGAGACACAGGAUCCAGACAGAGUUUAAUCAGCUACGAAGCAUCCUGGACAAAGAGGAGCAACGGGAGCUGAAAAAGCUGGAGGAGGAAGAGAAGAAGGGGCUGAGUAUUAUAGAGGAGGCUGAGGAGGAGCUGGUCCACCAGAGCCAGUCAUUGACAGAGAUCAUCUCAGAUUUGGAGCAUAGAUGUCAGGGGUCAACAAUGGAGCUGCUGCAGGAUGUGAGUGAUGUCACAAAAAGGAGUGAGUUCUGGACCCUGAAGAAGCCAGAAUCUCUCCCCACCAAGCUGAAAAGUAGGUUUCGUGCCCCAGAUCUGAAAAAGAUGCUGCGAGUAUUCAGAGAGCUGACAGAUGUACAGAGCUACUGGGCAGUAAGAUUCAGUUUCACAAGGAAAACAAGAAGAGCCUCAGGAGUCAGGACAGGAAGAAGACAAGGGGGCCGUGCAAUGGAUCCGUCAGUACAGGUAAACAUACAGCAGGAGGUGACCUGCCCCAUCUGCCUACAACUCCUGACUAAACCCCUGAGCCUAGACUGUGGCCACAGCUUUUGCCAAGCCUGCAUCACUGCAAAGAACAAAGGGUCAGUGAUCAGCCCAGGAGGGGAAAGAUGUCCUGUGUGCCAGACCAGAUAUCAACCUUGGAACCUCCGGCCUAAUCUUCACCUGGCCAACAUAGUGGAGAGAGUCAAGGAGGUCAAGAUGAGCCCACAGGAGGGGCAGAAGAGACAUCUCUGUGAGCACCAUGGACAAAAACUGACGAAGUUCUGUAAAGAGGAUGCGAAGGUCAUUUGCUGGGUUUGUGAGUUGUCCAUGGAACACCACGGUCACCAAACAGUCUUCGUGGAUGAGGUGGUCAAGGAAUGUCAGGAGAAACUCCAGGCAGCUCUAGAGAGGCUGAUUAAGGAGCAUCAUGAAGCUGAGAAGUUGGAAGCUGACAUCGGAGAGGAGAGAGCUACCUGGAAGAAAUAUAUCCAGACUGAAAGACAGAAGAUUCUGAAAGGGUUUACUGAAAUGAGAGUCAUCUUGGACAGUGAGGAGCAGAGGGAGCUGCAAAAGCUGGAGGAAGAUGAGGUAAAUGUGCUGGAUAACCUGGCAGCAGCUAAGGACCAGUUGGCUCAGCAGAGGCAGUGUGUGAGAGAGCUCAUCUCAGAUCUCCAGCGUCGGAUAUCGGGGUCAUCGGUAGAGAUGCUGCAGGAUGUGAUUGACGUCAUGAGAAGGAGUGAGAGUUGGACCCUGAAGAAAUCAAAAACUGCUUCCAAGAAACCAAAGCGUGUGUUCCGAGCUCCAGACCUGAGCAAGAUGCUGCAAGUUUUUAAAGAGCUGACAGAUGUCCAGAGCUACUGGGUGGACGUGAUGCUGAACCCAGUCAACACUAUUUCGAAUGUUGUCAUUUCUGCAGACCAGAGACAAGUGAUGGUUGUGCAUGCUUGCACGUUUAAGAAUUCAAAUCCACGUGAUUUUUCUGCUUUUGGUGUCUUUGGCUGCCAAUAUUUCUCCUCAGGGAAAUAUUACUGGGAAGUAGAUGUGUCUGGGAAGAUUGCCUGGAUCCUGGGGGUACACAGUAAGAUAAGUAGCCCCAACAAAAGAGCGAGCUGUGGGUUUGUUUAUGAUCCAGAUGCAAAUCAUCAAAAUGUUUACUCCAGAUACAGACCUCAAUACGGCUACUGGGUAAUAGGGUUACGGAAUAAAGUUGAGUACAAUGCCUUUGAGGACUGUUCCCCCUCUGAUGCCAGGUUUCUGACUCUCUCCAUGGCUGUGCCUCCUCAUCGUGUUGGGGUUUUCCUAGACUGUGAAGCAGGCACUGUCUCAUUUUUCAAUGUCACAGACCAUGGGUCACUCAUCUACAAGUUCUCUGACUGUUGCUUUUCUCAUCCUGCUUAUCCAUAUUUCAAUCCUUGGAACUGUCCAGCCCCCAUGACUCUGUGCCCACCAAGCUCCUGAACUUUCUUGUUCCCUCAUGCACUUCUGUGUAGUGCCCCUAGUCCUGAGGCUCAGAUCCUGCCCCUGAGUUCAUCUGUACCAUUCUGACUGCCUCUUCCUUUCCUUCUUUUUCUUUUGUUGAGAAUGUCUUUGUAUUAGUCGUCUCUGGCUGCCAUAAAAAAUGUACCACAGACUGCUGAUUUAAGCAACAGAAAUUUAUUAUCUCAUAGUCCUGGGAGCUAGAAGUCCAAAAUCAAGGUGUCAGCAGAAUUGGUUCCUUCUGGCAGCUGUGAGGGAAGGAUCUGGUCCAUGCCUCUUUCCUUGGCUCCUAGAUGCCCUCUUCUCCUUAUGUCUCUUCACCUCGUCUGUCCUCUCUUCUUGUCCUUGUGUCCAAAGUUCUCUUUUUUGUAAAGACACCACUCAUACAGGAUCAGGGCCACCCUCAAUGAAAUUGUUUUAACUUGAUAUCUUCCACAAAGACCCUAUUUCCAAAUAAGGUCAUAUUUUGAGGUUAGGACUUCAACAUAUGAAUUUGAGGAUAAAAUUCAUCUCAUAAUAGCCUUUUACUCUUCCCCACUGUAUAAUGAUGCCUUAUGCUGUAAUUUUCCUAGUAUAUUAUUUUUAUUAGGAGAUAAUG
Molecule: messenger RNA, 3103 nt
Organism: Cynocephalus volans (Philippine flying lemur)
Lineage: Eukaryota; Metazoa; Chordata; Mammalia; Dermoptera; Cynocephalidae
Gene: TRIM22
Product: tripartite motif containing 22
Exons: 14
Coding region: 16-2487 (823 amino acids)
Biological process (GO): regulation of viral entry into host cell; regulation of protein localization; positive regulation of autophagy
Cellular component (GO): cytosol; cytoplasm; nucleoplasm
Molecular function (GO): protein homodimerization activity; ubiquitin protein ligase activity; protein kinase binding
Source: RefSeq, a predicted model, not a curated record